AUUAAUCACACAGGAAACCGGGUUAGACCAAAAUUAAACACAAGUGAAAAAAAAGCGAAGCAUCCAUCGAGAUGUGGCAUAUAUACAAUCAAAGUUCUCGAGCAUACAAUCACACAUUAGUUCUAGAAACAUUUUGGGUUGAACUGAUGGAAAUUUCGCAACAUCAUUUCAGAAAACAAGAACCAAUAUGGCGACUCGGAACAAAAUCCAUUGCCAACAAUCAAACAAUUGAUCUUCAUACUAGAUGUUGCACAGAUGAAUCGAACCAUCAUUUUUUAGUUGAAAGAUCUAAGUGAACAGGAAUAUCUUAGGUGUUUAGUAUGACAAAAGAAGACAUGAUUACUUGUAUUACGGAUUGUAUAAGUAUUAAUGUAUUAUCUACAUAGACUUUCUUAACAAUGCUUAUUUUGCAUAGAAGCCCGUGAACGAUAAUCAUACUUAACUUUAUACUCAAAUAAAUGAAAUGAUACAUAAACCGAUACAUUACUUAUCUGAAGAUCUCGAAGACGACCACUUACCACCUACAAGCUAUGAAGUAAACGAGUUACCAAUCUUAAUAAUAAUAUCAAUCAAUGAUGCAAUGUUCCAUAUAAAAAUUUAUCCCAAAAGCUAGAGAAAAAAGAGUGAUUGUAGUUGCUGAUAUCUUAAUGACAAAAAAAACAGUGUCAUUACAUAGGGAUCUAAUUGUCCAAAAUAAUACUUUAGGGCAUACUGUUAACAACGAUAUAUUACAAGGACGAAAAAUGCGAAAGAAAAAGGGUUGCUAUUCGUCGCCUUAAAAUUCCUUAUUCGUCGCCCUAAUUAAGAUAAUUUCACUCUAAUAUCCUUAAUUCAUUUAUUCGUAGUUUAAACACUUAAACCCAAAACAAAUUACCGGGAAAUAAAAUAAAAUUGACAUCGACUCAUCGCCGGCCGCCGCUGUGCGAUUUACAGUCCAUAACAAUGGCGGUGGGGCUCAAGUUAAAUCCAAGUUUUGCACUGAAAACAAAAACACCAAGACGUCCCCCUGUCCCUGGUCAAAUGAAUUCCAAGAAUCCCCUUACUUUGUCGAAUUAAUUCCCAGCGAGAUAAUCUUUGGAAAAAAAAAACCCCUAAACCCUUACUCUGUUCUUGGAGCUCUGUUUAUGUUUCUCUUCUCGUCCUUUUUUAUUUGGUAAUUGGGUUAGUUGUUUGGUGGGGGACUAGGAAGUGGAAUCGUUUCCCCUUUCAUGAAGCGAGGAAGAUAAGAAGGGCUGAUGGAAAUAAUAGAUGAGAUUGCAGAGGACGGACCGGAGCGGGCGACACCUUCUUCUUCGAUUUGAGCGGCGACGGAUUUCGAUUGGGGAUGAAGAAGGGAUUAGAGAUUGUUUGGUUAGGGUUUACAACUGAAAUUGAGUUGAGGAUAAAUAUGUUAAUUUGUUGCGUUUUAGGGUGAUAAAAUUUGGAUUUUAGGGCAAUGAAUAGCAAUAAAAAAAAAAGGAGAGGUAGGAGUUUGACGGUGGCAUAAUUUCUCAAGCUAUAAAUGGUUAGUUUGGCGGCCAGUUUCGUACUUUCCAAUCCUUCUCCGCGUCGUCGACUCUUUUUCUCUCUCCCCAGGAUCUAACGAAAGAAGGAGCCAAAGAAACAACCUUUCCCCGAUCGAUCUCCUCCUCUCUCUGUCUCUAUCGAAUUUGAUCGCUGCGCGUGUCGGAAGAAAGAAACAUUGUUGUUGGAGAACAACAUCGAGAAAACGGGAUGUCGGGGAAAGGCGCCAAAGGAUUGAUGGCUGGGAAAGCCGCGGCUCAAUCCAAAGACAAAGACAAAGACAAGAAGAAGCCUACCUCUCGUUCUUCUCGCGCCGGCCUUCAGUUCCCUGUGGGACGAAUCCACCGCCUCCUGAAAUCAAGGGUCACAGCUCAUGGGAGAGUUGGUGCAACAGCGGCAGUCUACUCUGCAGCAAUCUUGGAGUAUCUGACUGCAGAAGUGCUGGAGCUGGCUGGUAAUGCGAGCAAGGAUCUGAAAGUUAAACGUAUAACGCCUAGGCAUUUGCAACUAGCAAUCCGUGGAGACGAAGAACUUGAUACCCUCAUUAAAGGAACCAUAGCUGGAGGUGGUGUCAUCCCUCACAUUCACAAGUCUCUAAUCAACAAGUCUGCCAAGGAAUGAAUUGAAACCUGAAAAGAAAAGGCCAUUCAUUUAUAGGAUUAGUUUAUUCGAGUCCAUCUGUAUUGUUAAGAUUCUUCCAUUGGGGGGUUCCGGGUUUGGUUUGAGUGUACAUUCUGCUUAAAAACUCAGAUUGAUGAUAGUUAAUUGAUAGAAACCUUCCUUUGAUCUGAUUAUUUAGAAUGUCGACUUGCUGCUUGUCCCAGUACUGUAUGACUGGAUGUCAUUCUUAAAACCACAGAAAUACUUCCACUGCUGUUAAACUUAUCAUCCAAACCGUAAAAGGGCUCCACAUUGCAUCAUUCGACGGAAGACGCCUAAAUUUCA
Messenger RNA from Linum trigynum, 2448 nucleotides. The record is from the annotation of a GenBank genome assembly. Lineage: Eukaryota; Viridiplantae; Streptophyta; Magnoliopsida; Malpighiales; Linaceae.